GUCGCGAUCUGCAGCCCCAGGAGGAUGGCGGGAGCGCAAGGCCACCAUCCAACGUCGGCGGGCCCGUUUCCCCGCCUCGCGGCCUGGGGCUCUCCGCGCACGCGCCCUCGUCUCCCGGGGGGAGAGGUGGGGCUCGGGGGGCGGGGCCUGCGCAUGCGCCCAUCCGUCCCGCGACCCUGGGAAGCGCAGCUGGCGGAGCUUGACGCGGAGGCCGGCCAAGGUGGGAUACUGAGCCCAGGUGCGAGAAGACGGGGUUUGGGGAUGGGCCCCGAACUCCCGCAGUUUUUAUUACACGCUCAAGGUGCCCCGGAUACCAUGGCCCUCGUGUCCGCCGAUUCCCGCAUUGCAGAGCUGCUCACGGAGCUCCAUCAGCUGAUCAAACAGACGCAGGAAGAGCGUUCGCGGAGCGAACACAACUUAGUGAAUAUUCAGAAGACCCACGAGCGCAUGCAGACCGAGAACAAGAUCUCUCCCUAUUACCGGACAAAGCUGCGAGGCCUCUACACAACUGCCAAAGCCGAUGCAGAGGCCGAGUGCAAGUGAGUGUGACCCCCUCGCCCUGCCCCCGGCUCUCCUCCCUCGCCCUGUGCUGCCGGGGAUGAGCAGAUUCCAACACCCCAGCCUCUCCCGGGAACCCUCCUUCCCUAGAAUCACAUCUAGGCCCCCUCUGCCUGAGCCCUGCUGUUUCACAGCUGACAGCACGGCAGGGGGCAAAUCCUGGCUGCUGCCCUUUACUAGUCACGUGGCCUUGGGAGGUCGCUUCCCCUGAGACUCAGUUGCUCUGUCAUUAAAAAGGGAUAAUAGCUAUCUAUAGAAUUGUCAACAUAAAAUGAGAUCAGGCAUGUGAAAUGUCUAAGGCCAGUGUUCUUCAUCUCUUUUGACCAUAACACGUAUUAGGAGAUACAUUCUCUGUUGUGGCCUAAUAAUAACAACAACAACAAUAAAAACUCUGUGUGCUGUACUGUGUGCCGGGUACUAUUCUAAGUACUUUAUAUAUUUACCUCACGGAAUCCUCAGAGCAAUUCUAAAAUGGGUGUUACCCCCACAUAACAGAUGAGGAAAUUGAAAUUCCAAGGGGUUGCGUAAUCUUCCAAAGGGCUAGUAAGUGGGGGAGGCCAAUUUCAAACCCAAAGUCCAUAUUCUUUAAUCCCAUGCUACAAUGAUACAAUGAAGCCUUUUCACAGCACACACACACACACACACACACACACAUUGGUUUUAUAUGUGUGUGUAUUAUCACAGAAUUGGAAUAAGAAUUACAGUUUUUACUGUUACAAUGUAUAGUCUGUUGUUUAAAUGUUGUUACCCAAGAAAUUAUUUUCAUGACUCAAUAAUGAGUCACAGACUACAUUUUACAAAACACUGCCUUGCAUGUGUGCGCGGCAGGUGACAGCCGUGCGCCUGAGGCAGCACUCCAAGCAUUCCUGGUGGCUCCAGGGUGCUUCCUGUCCUCCCAUCUGGCUCUCCUCCGGCUCUUUCCGGCACUCAGAAUCCCAUAUUCUCUUUGCCUGCUGUCAGUCAUUCUGCAAACCUUUGCUGGUGCCAUUCCUGCGUUCGGCCUGAGCAGUCCUUAUCUAGACACACAAGGUAGUGAGGCUCCUGCGUUGGAGCUCAAAGCAGCCCAAAAAGGAGAGACACCCUAAAAAAAAGAAAAAAAGAAAAAACGUGUAGAGGACAGUAUGGUUGACGAGCCAGCAGAGAUGGGACGGUGUCAGAGACGGGGAGAGUCUUGAGUUGGGGAUCUGCAGGUAGGCAGACAGGACACGGUCCAGGGCUCAGGCAUUUGGGGAGUGAGAACUAGUCCUGUAUGGCUGGGGGGAGAGGAGGGCAGGAACGUGGGGGGCCCCCAGUAGCUGGAAUUUGUCCUGGAGGCCACAGGGAACCCACGAAGCUGUAAAAGAGGAGAGAAACCUUUGGCUGCCACAUGGAGAACAGCCUGGGAGAGACUGAAGGCUAGUUAGGACCCCAGGCAAGAGUCACUGGUGUUGAGCUGAGACAGUGGCAGUGGGACUGGAGAAGCAAGGGUGGGUUCAGGGGCUGUUUCUGAGAUCAAAUUGAGGACGAGUUGGAAGCAGAGAAGUUGAAGAUUGCAAGGUUUUUACUUGGACAGAGGGACCCAAUGGGGCUCCCUAUGCCACACGUUAGGGAGCAGAACAGAAGGGUGGGGCUGACUUGGGGGAGAAGAGACAUAGUGAACUUAGAUUGGAGGUGUUGCCUUCUUGGCUCCCCCACCCACCCUUCCCCACCCCCAUCUGCUCCCUCCCUGACUGGCAAAUUUCUCACCUGCCCAUAAUCCAGCCCUCUCCCAGUCACCUGGGCUGGAGUCUGACUUCCAUAAGGCAGAGUAACCCGCCCUCAUUUGAGUGUAAAAGACAAACUGUGCCUUCCCAGCUUAACUGCUGGCAAAGUGAGGUGACAGCUUCUAAGACCAGUUUGGUGUGGGCUCUUCUCUGGCAUUGACUCACCCAGAGUUAAGCUUGUGUCGUAACUACAGGUCCCGACUUCUUGCACUUCUUCUGCUGUCUCACUUUUUCAAAUGGUCGCACUUGCAUGCAUUCAUUUGCUCAACCCUGAGUGAAGCCACCUCAGCACCAAAAUGCCCUGCGGGGCGUGGGACAGCGGGUGGCGUAGAGAUGCCAGCAAGGAGCUCCGAGGCUGGGAGGGGACGCAAUGCCGUGUGUUCCUGUAGCACUCAUCCAGGUGCUGCUGUUCACAUCGGCUCACUUGCUAAGUAGGUAAAUUGGGACCCUCUGGAAACUGAGGAGGUGCCAAGAGCCUGUUCAGGAACUAGCCUGGCUCCCGGCAGGCGCUGCUGGUCUUUGUGCUCUGUACGCCCCCACUGCACCCCGGCUGCUUUGAAACCUCCACCUGCUUUGCAGAAAAUGGAAAGGAACGCCUGUGUCUUCAUUUAACAAUCACCUCUUUUUAAAAAAGGCUUGGCAGCAGGAGACACGGGGAAACCAGCUCAUAGAUCUAAUUUUCCAUAUUCUAGGGGAGGACGAGUCCAUUCCCAGGUGGGAACCAGUUCUUUUGUAAUAUUAGUUCUAAAGGCAUUUCUCAAGAUGCAGGUUUGGAAGGGCACAGCAAACAGUGUCAGGA
Rhinolophus ferrumequinum (greater horseshoe bat) is the source of this 3099-nucleotide messenger RNA. It is a transcript of the gene SGF29, whose product is annotated as SAGA complex associated factor 29. Gene Ontology annotation, cellular component: SAGA complex. The record is from RefSeq and is a predicted model, not a curated record. The transcript is spliced from 4 exons. NCBI's taxonomy places the organism in Eukaryota, Metazoa, Chordata, Mammalia, Chiroptera, Rhinolophidae. The coding region runs from base 25 to 543 and encodes 172 amino acids.